AUGGACGCCACGCGCCGUGAGGGCAUGGGCAAGUCGUCGACUGGGCCGGGGUCGUCCAUGCGGUCGGCGGCGACGGUGCGGCGGCUGGCGAUGUACAAGACGCGGCCGUGGCGAAACAGCAAGGGCCAUGUUCUGCACACGGACCUGCAGUCCAAGGCGCUCCCCAACACGCGCAUCAAACCCGACCGCCGCUGGUUCGGCAACACGCGCGUGGUGGGGCAGCGCGAGCUGGAGCGGUUCCGCGAAGAGCUGGGUAGCAAGGUGUCGGACGCGUACACCGUCGUGCUCAAGCACCGCACGCUGCCGCUCUCGCUCCUCAACCACCAACCGCAGGGCAAGGCGCGCGUGCACAUAGUGGAGACGGAGCCGUUUCAGGACACGUUCGGGCCGGGUGCCAAGCGCCGCCGCCCCAAGCUGGGCGCCGCCGCCGAAGGCUACGAGUCGCUGCUGCAACACAGCGCGGAGAAACAGGAGUCGUUUGAGGGCAAGGCGGGCGGCAGCGAGGCGCUGACACGCGCGCAGGACGCGGAGGACGGCGUGAGGGCGGUGGUACGGCACAGCAUGUUCGACAAGGGGCAGAGCCGGCGCAUCUGGGGCGAGCUGUUCAAGGUGCUGGACUCGAGCGACGUGGUGGUGCAGGUGCUGGACGCCAGGGACCCCCUGGGCACGCGCUGCACCUACCUUGAGAGGCACCUGCGCGACAAGUGCCCUCACAAGCACCUGCUGCUGCUGCUCAACAAGUGCGACCUGGUGCCGUCGUGGGUGGCCAAGGGGUGGCUCAGAGCGCUGUCCCGCGAGUACCCCACGCUCGCCUUCCACGCCUCCAUCACCAACCCCUUUGGCAAGGGGUCACUGCUGUCGCUGCUGCGGCAGGUGGCGCGGCUGAAGAGCGACAAGCAGGCCAUCAGCGUGGGGUUCAUCGGCUACCCCAACGUGGGCAAGUCGUCCGUCAUCAACACCCUGCGCACCAAAAAGGUGUGUUCGGUGGCGCCAGUGCCGGGCGAGACGAAGGUGUGGCAGUACAUAACGCUGAUGAAGCGCAUCUUCCUCAUUGACUGCCCGGGCGUCGUGUACGCGGACGCGCGGGACAGCGAGACCAACGCCGUGCUCAAGGGCGUCGUCAGGGUCGCCAACCUCGAGGACGCCGAUCAGCACAUCCCUGACGUGCUCGCCCGCGUCAAACCCGCCUAUCUCACCCGCGCCUACGGCAUUGACAAAUGGGAGGAUGCAACGGACUUCCUGUCACAGAUGGCCAAGCGCACUGGCAAGCUGCUCAAGGGCGGGGAGCCGGACGUGCAGACAGCAGCGAAGAUGGUGCUGCACGACUGGCAGCGCGGCAAGAUCCCCUUCUUCACCCCGCCGCCCGACUCCGACGCUCUCCCUCACAAGGGCGCUGGGGGCAAGGCCGCAGGGAAGCAGGGCGCUGGGGGGGCGGAUGACGCAGAGGGGGUGGAAGGGGUAGGGGCAGAGGGGGAGGCAGGGGAGGGGGAGAGUGCGGAGCGGCGGCAGGUGAGUGAGCAGAUGGAGAAGAUGACUGAGGUGCUGCGCGAGGUGGCGCGGCGGCAGCAGAACAUGCGCAUUCCCACCAAUGCUGGCCUGGCUUUCGAUGAGGAGGACGCCCGGGGGCAGGGCACGACAGGCAAGUGGGUGAAGCGGAAGGGCGAGGGGGAGGGGGAGGAAGGUGAAGAGGGGGAGGAGGAGGAAGAGGAGUUGGAGGAUGAAGAAGUGGUGGAAGAGGAGGAAGAAGAGGAUAAGGAGGGAGAGGAGCUAGAGGAGGGAGAGGAAAUAGAGGAAGGAGAGGAGAGAGAGGAAGGAGAGGAGGGCGAGGAGGAAGAGGCAAAAGCAGAGGGAUUAGAGGAUUCAGAGAGGGAAGGUGUGGCAGGUGAAGGGAGAGAAGAGGAUGAGGUGGGGGAAGGCACAGUGGGAGGGUUGGCAGGGGAGGAGGUGUCGUGGGAGGAGCUGGUGUCGGGUGUGGGUCGGGCUGUGGCCCAGCCGGCCAAGAGGGGCCAGGGGGAUAGCGAGCAGCAGCGCCCCGCGGGCAGAGGGGGUAAAGGGGGCGGGGGGCAGCAGCAGGAGGGGGCGGGGCGGAAGGGGGAGCUGAGCAGAAGGGCGAGGGCAGCAGCAGCGAGGGUACAGAAGCAGGUGGAGGUGCAGGAGAGGAAGAGGGAGUGGAGUGGUGCACAGGACAAGGGCAAGGGGAAGGGCAAGGGCAAAGGCAAGAAGAGGAAGGACAUGUGA
Molecule: messenger RNA, 2238 nt
Organism: Closterium sp. Naga37s-1
Lineage: Eukaryota; Viridiplantae; Streptophyta; Zygnematophyceae; Desmidiales; Closteriaceae
Source: the annotation of a GenBank genome assembly